AUGCCCAGCAUUGUAUCCAAGACUGUUGUCGGCCCCAGCCCCGGCGAGUAUUACAGCACUCUUGUCACGAACGGCAUCAGUUACGAAGAUGGCAGCCCUGUUACCGUCCAGGACAGGCUCUACGUCAAGUUCCUUGCUCCUCCCAGCACAGGUGUCCCCCAACUCACUGCUUUGCUCAGUCCGUGGCAGAAGGUCGACGCCAUCUUUACGUUGGAACCAAUGGCAGACAAGAGUGUCGCCGUCACGGCCGAGCUCCCAAUUGCGGGCCCGUACAGGUUCAACGCCUCGGACACCCUGACCUGGGGCAUAAACGGUGACCUGAGAGGCGAUGCCUCGAGGUACACCGAAUCGUUCGAGCUUUUCGCGGACAAGCUGCCUAGCGGCACGGUGGAGGCCGUGGUCCCUGGUGCCCCAGAUGGCGCCUUGUCCACCUCCAUGCAGACCAUCACCCUCUCCAAAGGCGGUGUGCCACUCUCCCUCCUCGCUCCGCCUGGCGAGACGACGCCCUUCGAGGUGGCUACUGGCGAUUACACGGUCAAGGUGGACGAUCUCAUCAACGAGAACGAGACUAUCGUUGCGACCGCGUCCGUCUCACCGACAGAGAUCACUGUCAAAGACGACGCUACCACCACGCUGACAGUGUCCUACGGAACCCCCCAGAAGUUCUCAGCCCUUGACAUCAAAGUCGGCCAGCUGUCGUCUCCUCUGGACAAGGAGCAGCUUCACGUCCAGGUCAAGGUGGGCGGUGGCGAAGUCAAGGUCUUUGACAGUCCCAACAACCACACAACCAGCGUGCGGCGGCUGCCGCCAUCGGGCACCGCCACCGUCAUCGCGACGCUGACCUUGAACAAUAUCAAGUACACCAGCCAGCAGCCAGUGGAACUCUCCAACGCCCUGAUCAACGUCGACAUCGAGGACGGCAACAUCUCGUCGGCCAACAUUGACACUUCGUCGUUCGUCGACUUGCCCAUCAAGGUGAACACCGACUUGGAGCCCUCGGACGAGUCCAUCGCACUUCGCCUCGUCUCUCGAGACCAGACUGCCUUCAUAUAUUCCAAGGAGGUGCCCGUCGAGAGUGGGACCAUCACGCUCGGCCCUGUUGCACCGGGCAGGUACAAAGUCAGCGCGCCCGGCUACAUCAAGGACGGCACCGUCUAUGGCGCACAUGUGGUCAGCGAGAUUGAGGUCGCAUCCGACGGUUCCUCCAAGAUCGACAUGGAGGUCUUGCGAGGGCCCAAGUUGGCGGUCCGGGGCUUCCCCGACUACCUCAGCUUCGGCGCCAUAUCCGACCUCGUCGACCCGGAUGGCAAGGACCUGACAGCCGCCAAGGUCACGUCCGUCUUCAAGUACGCGGGCACUGACGGCGCCGGAGACGCUGGCGCUUACCUGGACGACGACCCGGCAACCACCAGGACGGUCGGCCUCGCCUCGCGGGUCUCCGAGAACCUGGACGGUCAGUCCGUCCUGCCGGUCAUGAUCAGCUACACGGUCAACCUCAGCCUCGGCGACAGCGAAAGGCUCCUGCAGAGUGUCCCCCGGUUGGAGCACUCCUUCGGCAAUCUGAUCCUCAGCAUGCAGCUGGCAAGGAAGGCGUCGCAGAACCAGGUCCCAGCUGGGUACAUCGUCAACCCGGACUUCCUGGGAGCCAACCAACAGGAAGGCCGUGGGCCAUCCUAUAUCAUGCCCGUCAGGGAGCCUCUCACCAACGCGCUGGCUCACCGUAACAUAGACGCCGUCGUCCCGGAAACUGUCAAGGACACCCUCGCCGGCUAUGUCCAGGCGGUAAACUGGCUGAUCAGGACCGUCGCCCCCGAGGUGACGUUCGGCUGGCAGGCGAACCUGUGGGGCGUCGGCAGCUCGGCGUGGAUCUACAAACAGGACGACAACACCGUCUCCAUAACAAACGCCAAGAGCACGGCCGACUACAUCAGGGCGCUGGGCGUGCACGAGGGCGAGUACGCGCCCGACUUCCUGGCCAUCGACCGCUACGAGGCCGACGACUUCACAUACCGGGGGUACGGCAAAGGGUACUGCUACGGCCCGCGGGAGUGGGCGCGCUUCUACGACUUCGUGCGCUCCGUCGCCCUGGAGCUCAAGGUCCCCGUGAUGCCGUGGCAGGUCCCGGCCAGCCGCGUCCCGCGCGCCGCCGGCGACGCCGUCACGGCCGACUCGCUCGAGCCCGACCACUGGGGCACGGGCGGCACGUACGUCUUUGGCGACGCGGGCGUCGGCUCCGGCCUGCAGGACAUCCACCCCGUCGUGCUCGGCAUCGAGCUCGCCUCCGACCUCAUCCCGCACGAGGACGUCGAGUCGCUGUUCGAGAGCGCCGAGCCGUUUGAUCUCGGGGCCCCGUCCUGGGGUGACUUCCCGCUCCGCGGCAUCUUUUCUGUGCUGCUCGGCGGUGGCAGCACCACCGGCGUGGUGACGAGUAUUGGGACGACUGGGAAGUGGACGCAGGAGAAGAUUCGCGAGUACAUGGAGAACCCCACCUUCUUUUGA
Diaporthe citri is the source of this 2499-nucleotide messenger RNA. RefSeq lists its product as uncharacterized. The transcript has a single exon. Lineage: Eukaryota; Fungi; Ascomycota; Sordariomycetes; Diaporthales; Diaporthaceae. The record is from RefSeq and is a predicted model, not a curated record. The coding region runs from base 1 to 2499 and encodes 832 amino acids.